Messenger RNA from Gossypium arboreum, 747 nucleotides. RefSeq names its product disease resistance-like protein DSC1. The coding region runs from base 1 to 621 and encodes 206 amino acids. Lineage: Eukaryota; Viridiplantae; Streptophyta; Magnoliopsida; Malvales; Malvaceae. The record is from RefSeq and is a predicted model, not a curated record. The transcript has 3 exons. Gene Ontology annotation, biological process: defense response.
AUGUCACACAUGGAUAUUCUACUGUUCCAACCUUCUGUUUUUGAAAAUAUGAUUAAUCUUAGAUAUAUCUUCUCCUAUGAUUCGUUUUGGAGAUCUUUGCAAAUGAAGAAGCUAUUUACAUACCAAGUUGAUAAUGUAUUUCUUCCUGAUGAGUUAAGGUAUCUUCGAUGGGAAAAUUACCCCUUCAAAUCUUUAUCAUCAAAUUCUAAUCUAAAAAACCUUACUCUGUUGGAAUUACCACAUGGAAACAUGGAACAACUUUGGAGCGAAAGUCAUCAGAACCUUGCUAAUUUAAGGGAAAUUGACGUUUCAUAUUGCAAGAAUUUAAGGAAGAUUCCUAAUCUUUCUGAAGCCAUCAACCUUGAACUCCUUUGUUGCGUUGGCUGUGAAAGUUUGGUUGAAUUUUGGAAUGAAGAUGGUCAUACAGGCCUUGUUAAUUUAAGGAAAAUUAACUUUGGGGGGUGCGUGAAUUUAAGGAAGAUAUCUAAUCUUUCAAGAGCCAUCAACCUUGAAAUCCUUGUUUUCACUGACUGCGAAAGUUUGGUUGAACUUUGGAAUGAAGAUGAUCAUAUGGUAUGUGUUUUCAUAUUUAUUUUUAAAAAAAUGAUUUAUAAUUUAUAAUUUGAUGUAUCAAAUAUUUAUAUGAUAACAUUUUAUUUGAAGUUUUUAAAAAAUAAAUAUAAAAGAUUUUAUAUUAUUUAGAUAAAUGACAUGGUUUGAUUUAUUAAUUGUGGAUGAAUUUUAACG